Messenger RNA from Batrachochytrium dendrobatidis JAM81, 585 nucleotides. RefSeq names its product mitochondrial 37S ribosomal protein MRP4. The transcript is spliced from 2 exons. Gene Ontology annotation, cellular component: mitochondrial small ribosomal subunit; ribosome. Gene Ontology annotation, biological process: translation. The record is from RefSeq and is a predicted model, not a curated record. NCBI's taxonomy places the organism in Eukaryota, Fungi, Chytridiomycota, Chytridiomycetes, Rhizophydiales. Gene Ontology annotation, molecular function: structural constituent of ribosome. The annotation marks the transcript as partial.
AGAGAUGCUCAUGAUAUUUCUUUGAAAUCUCUUUUGGCUGCAAACCUUCAUCUGGGUCAUUCUACUACCCUCUGGAAUCCUUCCAUGUUGCCUUACAUUUAUGGUACUCGUCAUGGUACUCAUAUCAUCAAUCUGGAGCAUACAUUGACCCAUCUUCGUAGAGCCGCUGCAUUCAUUCGUCAAGUUGCCAUGUCAAAUGGCAACAUUGUGUUCUUGGGCACAAAACCUGCUAUUCAUAAAAUCACUGUCGAUGCUGCAUUGCUAGGCAAUGCUUACUACAUCACUCAGUGGGUGGGUGGAACCAUUACUAACAAAGAACGAACACUUCGUCAUAGCACUGGGUUCGACCCUUCAAAGCCUCAUGUUCACACUCCUGACGUUCUUGUGGUACUCGAUUAUAUUAAUAAUCUAUGGGCUGUUCGUGAAGCAAACGUGGCCCAUAUCCCAGUGAUCGCUGUUUGUGAUACCAAUACUGAUCCUACUCUUGUACAGUAUCCUAUUCCUGCCAAUGACGAUUCAAUUGCUGGCAUAAAACUCAUUGCUGGUGUACUUUCUGCUGCUUCUCGCGAUGGUGCGACGACUCGU